Messenger RNA from Hordeum vulgare subsp. vulgare (domesticated barley), 2302 nucleotides. Its product is annotated as malonyl-CoA decarboxylase, mitochondrial. Gene Ontology annotation, cellular component: mitochondrial matrix; peroxisomal matrix. NCBI's taxonomy places the organism in Eukaryota, Viridiplantae, Streptophyta, Magnoliopsida, Poales, Poaceae. The record is from RefSeq and is a predicted model, not a curated record. The coding region runs from base 145 to 1674 and encodes 509 amino acids. The transcript has 12 exons. Gene Ontology annotation, molecular function: malonyl-CoA decarboxylase activity. Gene Ontology annotation, biological process: malonyl-CoA catabolic process; fatty acid biosynthetic process; positive regulation of fatty acid oxidation.
AACCGCAUAGUUGGCGCACCGCCGCCGUUCGUUCUCUUCAACCCCCCCAGUUGGCAACCUCCGUCCGCGCGCGCGCCGGUGACACCUCCCUUCCUGACUACAUCUUCCUUCCAUCGCCGGUGGCGGCAGCCCCGAUCGCAUCGCAUGACCAGGAGCCACACCCCAAAAUCCCUCGCCGUCCUGCUCCGUGCCAGGAUGCACCCCGACUCUAUCCCCUCGCCGCUGCCCGCUCCGUCACCACCCGCCAGCCCCGACCCCAACCCCAGUGCCCGGCCCGCCGCCGCCUCCUCCGUCCGGCACUGGCUCCACGCCUCCAUCUCCGCGGCCUCCCCGCCUCCCGCCGCCCUGGAGUGUUUCUCCGACGGGUACCGCUCCCUCGACCGGGGCGGCCGCCACGAGAUCCUCCGAUCCCUCGCCACAGACUACGACGUGCCCCGCGCGCGGGUUCGCGACCUCAUGCGCCAGUACCUGAGCGUCUCCGCCACCGGGGAGGACGGGGACGAGCAGCCGAGGGCGGAGAGAGAGGAGGGCGGCGCCGCAUCGGCUUUGUACCGGAUGGAGAGGGGGCUCCGGGACGCGCUCCGGCCCAAGCACGCCGGGUUCCUCGAGGCCAUGAACGCGCAGCCUGGUGGGCUCAAGCUCCUCGCGGUCAUUCGAGCCGACCUCCUCGCCUUGCUGGGGGAGGAGAAUGCUCCAGUGCUGCGUGCAUUGGAUGGGUACUUGAAGGAGAAGCUCGUGACGUGGCUCAGCCCAGCGGCUCUUGCGCUCCACCAGAUAACCUGGGAUGAUCCUGCCUCCUUGCUGGAGAAGAUUGUGGCUUAUGAAGCUGUGCAUCCAAUCAGGAAUCUGAUAGAUUUGAAGAGAAGGCUGGGUGUUGGCCGACGUUGUUUUGGUUACUUCCAUCCUGCGAUACCAGGCGAGCCCCUGAUUUUCAUUGAAGUUGCUCUCCUCAAAGAUAUGGCCACAUCUAUACAGGAAGUUUUGUUGGAUGUCCCUCCAAUCGCUGAAUGUGAAGCUAAAUGUGCACUAUUUUACUCAAUAUCGUCAACCCAGCCAGGCUUAUCAGGUAUUAAUCUGGGAAAGUUUCUUCUCAAGCGUGUCAUUGACAUGUUGAGGAAAGAUAUGCCUUCCGUGCAGAUUUUUGCUACUCUUAGCCCGAUACCUGGUUUCAUGCAAUGGCUUCUCGCUAAGUUGGCCUCUCAAAUAAAAUUAGCAGAGGCAGAGAUGCAAGAGGGCAAUUCGUUAGAAGGUGCCAGUUCUACUUUCAGAGAAUCCAUCCUUUUCCCGGAGGAAGAGAAGAUGAUACACAGUGCCAUCGAUCAAGUCGACGGUAAACAAGGAAUUGAACUUUUGCAAGAUAUACUGAAAUCAAGUCAAUGGGUGAAGUCUGACAAAUUAUCUGCUGCGCUGAAAUCUCCUCUAAUGCGUUUGUGUGCAAGGUAUCUUACGAGAGAGAAAAUACGAGGAAAAGCUCUAGAUGCUGUUGCUAAUUUUCACUUGCAAAAUGGAGCAAUGGUUGAGAGAAUAAACUGGAUGGCCGACCAAUCCGAGAAGGGCAUUGAACAAAGUGGAGGUAUCAUGGUCAAUUAUCUGUACAGGUUGGAGAAUAUAGAAGAAUAUGCAUCUUCGUAUUCUGCUACAGGGCUUAUCCAUACGUCACCUAGCCUCUCCUAACAUGUUGAGUUGCUUCACAUUAACACAUUGUAUCUGUGUGUGAUACUCUCAACGAAGAUGAUUUACAGCAUAAGGAUCUGACAUCUCUUCCGCGGUUUAUUGUGGACAUUCAAGGCACAUGUUUAGAUUGGUAGUGGCUGUUCCUUUCCUUCUAAAAGCCUAGAGAAGAUAUGAACUGAUGACUGCCUAGCUCUUCAGCCUUUUUGCUUUGGGAAUCGUAGCAGAAAAUACAACAUGCAUGUAUAUCUUCCACAUGAACAUGCAAAGGAACACAUAAUGUCGGCCUCACCAACUUAUAAACUGCAAAUUAUUGUAAGACCAUUUUUUUUUCUGUACAAUGUACUCCCUCUGUACCUAAAAUCCUAAAUACUUGUUGGGAUAAACUAGUACAAGUUCCCCCUACUAUAAGUAUUGUGGUCCGGAGGGAGUAACACAUCACAUCUGUUAUUCCUGGAGCAAAAUAUGAUAGGCUGCAGGGUAACGGUUGACUUUAUUCUUGCCUUGUAACCGCGCAAGCUUUUUCAACGUUUUCUUUUCAGAAUUACUGUACUAAAAUCAGCUAGCUGAGAUCUUUCUGUGCACCGUCUGAUCUGGAAUGGCCCAAUAUUUGUGCUGUUUUGUGGGUGGC